CCUCCAUUAUCUCUCCAAACUUCGCUCUCUGUCUGUCUCUUUGAACCUCAUCAAAACUCUAUCUCCUUAACAACAUUAUAUUACCAACGCAACGUUUCUUCCUCCUAUCAUAUAUAUGCUCUUUUCUAUUCUCUCAGAGAGAUAAUAAUACUCCCCCUCCAUAAGAUCAAGGUCUAGAAUAUCUUUUAUGGGGCACCAGCAAAUUUAAAAGAAAAACUCAACCGUCAAAAGUAGUUCUAUUAUAUUGAGUUCGAUAAUCAGGGAAAAUCAAACAACAGAUUGCAAAAGCUUGUGAUAAGAUUUAGACAUGGCAGGGGAGCAGUUGAAAGUGCUUAAUGCACUUGAUGUUGCUAAAACACAGUGGUAUCACUUCACCGCAAUUGUGAUUGCUGGCAUGGGGUUCUUCACAGAUGCAUAUGAUCUCUUUUGCAUAUCUCUUGUCACAAAAUUGCUGGGCCGCAUAUACUACCACGAGGAAGGCUCCCACAAGCCCGGCUCUCUCCCGUCGAAUGUAGCUGCAGCCGUUAAUGGUGUUGCAUUCUGUGGUACUCUUUCAGGCCAGCUAUUCUUUGGUUGGCUCGGUGACAAAAUGGGCAGAAAACGUGUCUAUGGCAUGACUCUUAUGCUCAUGGUCCUUUGUUCAAUCGCUUCUGGUCUUUCCUUUGGUAAAGACCCCAAAGGUGUUAUGGCUACACUUUGCUUCUUUCGCUUCUGGCUAGGCUUUGGCAUUGGUGGUGACUAUCCCUUGUCUGCAACAAUUAUGUCCGAGUAUGCCAACAAAAAGACUCGUGGUGCUUUCAUUGCUGCUGUUUUUGCAAUGCAAGGUUUCGGAAUCUUGGCGGUUGGAAUGGUUGCAAUUAUAGUUGCUGCAGCUUUUAAGGCCCAAUACCCUGCACCGAUUUAUGCUGUGGAUGCAAUUCGAUCAACAGGGCCUGAAGCUGAUUAUGUUUGGCGUAUAAUUUUGAUGUUUGGUGCAGUUCCAGCUGCGGUUACUUACUACUGGCGUAUGAAGAUGCCUGAGACUGCUCGUUACACUGCCUUGGUUGCUAAGAAUGCGAAACAGGCCGCAGCUGACAUGUCGAAAGUUCUUCAGGUUGAUCUCGAAGCUGAACAGGGGAAAAUUGAACGAAUUUCUAAUGAUAAAGGAAAUGAUUUUGGUUUGUUCAGUUCUCAGUUUGUUCGACGCCAUGGACUCCACUUGCUUGGAACUACAAGCACUUGGUUCUUGUUGGAUAUUGCCUUCUACAGUCAAAAUCUAUUCCAAAAGGACAUUUUCAGUGCCAUUGGUUGGAUUCCUAAGGCUGAAACCAUGAACGCCCUCGAGGAAGUUUAUAAAAUUGGUAGAGCACAAACUCUCAUAGCUCUUUGCAGCACAGUUCCUGGUUAUUGGUUCACUGUGGCAUUGAUUGAUAAGAUGGGAAGGUUUGCAAUCCAAUUGAUGGGUUUCUUCUUCAUGACAGUGUUCAUGUUCGCUCUAGCCAUUCCUUAUCAUCACUGGACUCUACCAGACAACAGAAUUGGGUUUGUUGUGAUUUACUCAUUCACAUUCUUCUUCGCGAACUUCGGUCCAAAUGCCACCACAUUUGUUGUUCCUGCAGAGAUAUUUCCUGCCAGGUUAAGGUCAACUUGCCAUGGAAUAUCAGCUGCAUCUGGGAAAGCCGGUGCCAUGGUGGGUGCAUUUGGUUUCUUAUACUUAGCGGACACUGGAGUUAAAAGAGCACUUAUAAUUCUAGGUGUGGUAAACCUUUUAGGUAUGUUUUUUACAUUCUUGGUUCCUGAAGCAAAAGGAAAAUCAUUGGAAGAAAUGUCAGGUGAAGCAGAGGAAGAGAAUGGAACAGAAAGAACCAUUCCAGUUUAAUUAGGCCUUCUAAUUGUAAUACAACAUCCUAAUUGUUUUCUGCUCUUUAGUCUUUGUUUUAAGUUGAAGUUAUGCCUUCUUAAUUUUCCUUUAACAGUUGAAUUAGUAAAAUGGAGUUAUCAGUUUUA
Pistacia vera is the source of this 1986-nucleotide messenger RNA. RefSeq names its product inorganic phosphate transporter 1-4-like. Gene Ontology annotation, cellular component: membrane. NCBI's taxonomy places the organism in Eukaryota, Viridiplantae, Streptophyta, Magnoliopsida, Sapindales, Anacardiaceae. Gene Ontology annotation, biological process: phosphate ion transport; transmembrane transport. The transcript is spliced from 3 exons. Bases 308 to 1858 code for a protein of 516 amino acids. The record is from RefSeq and is a predicted model, not a curated record. Gene Ontology annotation, molecular function: phosphate transmembrane transporter activity.